This is a messenger RNA of Brugia malayi, 606 nucleotides long. RefSeq lists its product as uncharacterized. The transcript is spliced from 5 exons. The record is from RefSeq and is a predicted model, not a curated record. The coding region runs from base 1 to 606 and encodes 201 amino acids. Lineage: Eukaryota; Metazoa; Nematoda; Chromadorea; Rhabditida; Onchocercidae.
AUGACUAUGCCGCCAUACAUGAGCAACGAUCGCUUUAUCUGGACUAAUGAAGAACCGGAUGCGGAACUCAUUGAACCUGAAAUUUUAGCAUCAGUUGAUAAGAACUGGCUCACUUUCAAUUUGCAGAAAGAUUGUCCACCUCAAUCUCAUAGCUUUACGUUGUACAACCACGGUGAUCACGCUUUUGCGUUCAGUAUUUCGACAAGCGACAAUUAUGCUUAUUUUGUAUCACAGGUACAAGGGAUAGUGUUUGGUCGUCAGCUGCAUGCUCUACCAUUUGUGCGAACUACUAAUUCAACAACGAUAACAGUCUACCGGAGACCUACGAAUGCCUUCAAAAUGGAUGAGGAUUAUCCGUACAUCAAAAGAACUGAACUGCCUCGAAAAGACCGCUUAUUUAUCUAUUUGGCACCAGUUUUUCACUGGAAAACUCAACCGAUAUCCGUGUUUAAUCACGCAAUGCCCUAUGAGAAAUUAAGAAUUUGUUUGAAUUAUACGGCUCAGUGCGAGUGUGAAGGAUCGAAUUUCUCAUUGCAACAAAGACGUAGUGGAUGGAAUACAUGCCGAUCUUCAGAAAGCUGCUUUCAGACUCGACUGGUAUCUUAA